GUGUGGGGAUCCAGUUGAGUUCCCCGCACUGAGCAGGCUACUCUGGCGUUCUUCCUUCCUCGGGUGGACACGGUGACCUUACCGCACCUGCCUGUUUCGUCUGCCCGGCGGGUGAGCUAGACUGGACUAUUCCUCCCUGCCCCUCCUGAGGUCGGGCCUGUCCCCACCCUCCGCCCCAGGGGACAAAGGCCGAUUUGUGGGCAGGAAGUGCCCUGGUGAUAGAUGAACCUCCUGACAGCUACUGCUCCCCAGUCCUGAGCUAAUGGGGGGCCUGCUCUCCACCCCCCUCCCACCCUGGACAGGCCAGGUGGAACUCAGGGGACCUUGGAUGCCCAGCCACUCUCCUGGCUGUCCCAGGGACCAUUUUGAUAAAAUCUUUUCUGCUCAGGCUGUUUGUGGGUGAGACUGCCCCUUGCUGUCACCAACUCCCUUAAAGUACCUGUUCCUCGAGGAGACUCAGAGCCACGUGAGCAUCAACUUCUGCUGGGCGUGUGGCUGGGGGGUCAUUUUGAUUUGCCUCCUGUAGUGGUCCCAGUGAGAAAUCCAGAUAAGGUUCACACAGGUGUUCUGUGAUCUGUGAGGGUGGAACCAGUCCUGAGAUUCUCAGGAAGAAGCCACUCAACCUGACAAACAGGGUUUGGUCCUUUUGGGGAACACACCGUGAAUGCCAGCUGGAUUGCAGUCCAGUGUUUCUUAAGGAACUGCCAGGCUUGUUCUGGAGAGACCUAUAGGUGGAGCUGUUGUUCUUCUAGAGAGAAAGCGAUUAGCGCACCAGUUUCAACUACUGGGAAGAGAAAAGCUGUAUCUCCCACAGCACAUUCUAAUGGCUUCCAGAAAAACUGGCUUUCAGGGCUUCCAGAAAUUUCAGGAGCUGGAGAAGCUGGGGCUUGGCGACAGCGUGGACCUGCACAUCUAUGAGAUUCCAGUGGAAUACCAGACAGUUCAGAGGCUCAUCCCCGCCCUGUGGGAGAAGCACAGCCCACAGCUAGUGGUGCAUGUGGGUGUGUCAGGCAUGGCCACCACAGUCACACUGGAAAAGUGCGGCCACAACAAGGGCUACAAAGGACUGGACAACUGCCGCUUCUGCCCUGGCUCCCAGUGCUGCGUGGAAGACGGGCCUGAAAGCAUUGACUCCAUCAUUGACAUGGAUGCUGUGUGUCAGAGGGUCACUACAUUGGGCCUGGAUGUGUCAGUGACCAUCUCGCAAGAUGCUGGCAGGUACCUCUGCGACUUCACCUACUACACCUCUCUGUACCAGAGUCACGGCCGCUCAGCCUUUGUCCACGUGCCUCCCCUGGGCAAGCCAUACAACGCAGACCAGCUGGGCAGGGCCUUGCGGGCGAUCAUCGCGGAGAUGCUGGGUGUCCUGGAGCAGUCAGAAGACAAAAUCAGCUAUCGCCACAAACAGUGAAAGUCACUCAGGCCUCCCAAGACCUCGUCCCACCAGGGACCCCAGGAGGAGACAAACCUUGCAGCUGGGGAUCUGAUUCGGAUCAAAUAUUUCAAUUUACAUAACUCCUCUCCCUUUUCCUCCACAAGAGCACUGAUUGAUUUGAAGGAGG
Phyllostomus discolor (pale spear-nosed bat) is the source of this 1562-nucleotide messenger RNA. It is a transcript of the gene PGPEP1, whose product is annotated as pyroglutamyl-peptidase I. The record is from RefSeq and is a predicted model, not a curated record. NCBI's taxonomy places the organism in Eukaryota, Metazoa, Chordata, Mammalia, Chiroptera, Phyllostomidae. The coding region runs from base 824 to 1411 and encodes 195 amino acids. Gene Ontology annotation, biological process: proteolysis. Gene Ontology annotation, cellular component: cytosol. Gene Ontology annotation, molecular function: pyroglutamyl-peptidase activity. The transcript is spliced from 6 exons.